Messenger RNA from Fusarium odoratissimum NRRL 54006, 1320 nucleotides. RefSeq lists its product as uncharacterized. Bases 288 to 1070 code for a protein of 260 amino acids. Lineage: Eukaryota; Fungi; Ascomycota; Sordariomycetes; Hypocreales; Nectriaceae. The record is from RefSeq and is a predicted model, not a curated record. The transcript is spliced from 3 exons. Gene Ontology annotation, cellular component: catalytic step 2 spliceosome.
CUUCCUCAGCCUUGACAAGGGACAUCAUCAAGCUUCAGCCUACGUUUCUUUUCCAUCCUGUCUGGUACAGCUGCAUAAGCUGAUUUUAUGUCUAACUAUGCGCGAAUAGCUAGGCUCCUAUAACAAUGAUCUAAGAUGGAAACCAGAAAUGAGUGCUUUCAACCCGAAAUCCUUCUUCUCUGUGGCUUUACUAACUUCAUUCUAGGCUCCGUCCCUUGGAUGAUACCAAAGCAGACCACGAGCAACAUAACGAUACACUGUCUGAAGAUGCACCGAAUAAGGACUCCAUGAAAAGAAAGGCUUCAACAAAUGCCGACGAACUCUCCUCGAAGCGUACGAAGCAUGACGAUUAUUUCCGCGAAGCACCAAGCGAACCACGGAAGAGGAACUCAUCUCCAAACCGCCACAAUUCAUAUGGAGACUCUCCAGACAUCGACGUAGAUCGCCGUAAAAACGCGACGCAAGAAGAGAAGAGACGCGGCAAGCGGUUAUUCGGGGGUCUUCUUAGCACUCUAAGCCAGACAGGUGGCAGUGUGCAGCAGAAGCGCCGUCUGGAGAUAGAACGCAGACAACAAGACCGGUUACAAAAGCAGAACAUUGAGGAAGAUAGGCUGCGUGAGGAGAAACGACUGCGACUCACUGAGGUUCGGAGAGGCGAACAACUAUCGUUCGAUGAGGAGGUUAUGCAUAGCAAGCAUACCAAAAUGCUUGCGAUGGCUCGGUACCUACGCACAAAAUCAAGGCCGCAUAUCUACUAUCUUCCUUGGAAACUCACAGCAGAACAAGAAGAUACAAUAGAUGAUCAGAUCCAGCAAACGAAGAUCACAAUAGAGCGCGAAGUUGAAAGUUUGAACGCAAGAAAAGGGCGACAGGCGAAAGGAGGAAGACAACCUUCAGAGACAACAGCGCCGUCAAGAGAGGAGUUGGAUCAUGACUCCAAAGACACGAAUGGACCCGAAAAAUCGCCACAUGGUCAAGAGAAGCCGCUUCAGGCGUCUAAUCAUGACCAUCAUCACGAUGAGUCGGCAGAUGUGUUGGAGGAAGCUGACGAAGAUAUGGUGAUUUACUGAUUAUUGUCACUGGAGCGGUUCAUUCUGAUGCAGUGCACGGACUGCUGUCUUGUUUUGACCUGUUGACCUGGAGGAGGAAAUCCUAGGUUUUAUUCUGCACAACUAUGUUCGGAUUCGCGAGAGAAGGUAGAGAUCUCAUGUUCAUGAAGGAAGGCGCUUUCUGUUGGAUCUUUAUUAUCAAGCCCAAUUGCUUUAGUAUUAAUAUGAUUUGAUACCCCAUGGAUGUUGUCUCGGGGUUGUAUUCUUAUUA